Messenger RNA from Pelodiscus sinensis (Chinese soft-shelled turtle), 10445 nucleotides. The record is from RefSeq and is a predicted model, not a curated record. NCBI's taxonomy places the organism in Eukaryota, Metazoa, Chordata, Testudines, Trionychidae.
CUCAGCCCUUCUCGGGCUUCUCAAAUGGCCUUUGCACGUGGAGUGCGUGUAACUAGACCCUGAUGACUAAUACCAGCAUAGCAAGGCAGUGUUCAUUGACCUGCUCUAUCAUCUGCGAGAUAGUGUGGGGAAGUCAGUCGGGGGUACACUGUCUGACUGCUCACAGUACUAACACGUCCAUGUAUUUUAAAAAUGCACGAAGACCUAUGUGAGUGAGUUACUGUGUUGUCUUAACACUGCGUUUGUAUAUAGAUAGAAAUAUGGAUAACAUUUGACCAUAACUAAAGUCACUUUAGAUUGUCUUCCUGGUUCCAGAGGGAGAGGCAUGGGCUGGUUUUCUUUCUAGUCUGUUGAUUGGUAUCAUGUCCCUCUGUUUAGUUUUUGCAUCGAGUACAAGUGAGCAACUAUUUUAAUCUCUUUCCUGGGGGGGAGGAGCAGAGAAGAAUGUCUGAUGGAGUCCUUGAAUUAGGAGAAGUAUCCACCCUUGCUGAACAACACUCUACAUUUUGCUUACCAGUAACUUCUGCAACUAAAUUUUACAUGAACACAUGAGAUGGCCACAGAUGACAAACAGUCUCCAACACUGGAAUCUGUCAGUGAUCUGCCCUGCUCUCCUAGCAGUCCCUCUCAUCUCACUCACUUCAAACCAUUGACUCCUGAUCAAGAUGAGCCUCCUUUUAAAUCUGCCUACAGCUCCUUUGUAAAUCUCUUUCGUUUUGGCAAAGAUGAUGGUAGGUUCUCAUCUCCUGCAGAGAUUGUCCAGGGUGAGCAGCAGGCACUGAGUGGGACUUGGUCCAGUCCUCAGCAUACCUCACGGGCACAGUCUCUGAGGUCCCCCAAUCCAUACAAAAAGCAGCUUACUGGGGAGCUACAACGCAGAGCUUCUACAACUUUAGACACACGAAAGAAAGUAGACUCUUCGGUAAGUGGCCAUGAUCCUCGGACAGCUGUUCAGCUUAGAAGUCUCAGCACAGUCUUAAAACGUCUCAAAGAAAUCAUGGAAGGGAAAAGCCAGGAUAGUGAUUUAAAGCAGUACUGGAUGCCAGACAGCCAGUGUAAAGAAUGUUAUGACUGUAGUGAAAAAUUCACCACCUUCCGGCGCAGGCACCACUGUAGGCUGUGUGGGCAGAUCUUCUGUAGCCGAUGCUGCAACCAGGAAAUUCCAGGAAAAUUUAUGGGUUACACAGGGGAUCUCCGAGCCUGCACUUACUGCCGCAAAAUAGCUUUAAGCUAUGCACACUCCACAGACAGUAACUCCAUUGGGGAAGAUUUAAAUGCUCUGUCUGAUUCUACCUGUUGUGUAUCUGUUUUGGACCCUGGGGAGCCACGUACACCUGUUGGGAGUAGAAAAGCUAGCAGAAAUAUCUUUCUGGAGGAGGAUCUUACUUGGCAAAGUCUGAUUCAUGUAGACUCUUCAACUACUACACUGUCAACACGCCUUGUGUCUGUACAGGAGGAUCCAGGGAAGUCUCCUGCUCGAAACAGAUCGGCCAGCAUUACUAACCUGUCCCUAGAUCGUUCUGGUUCACCCAUGGUGCCUGCGUACGAGACAUCUGUCAGUCCCCAGGCUAAUCGAACAUAUUUGAAAGCAGAGACCAAUGAGGAUGAACGCAAAAUUCUUCUGGAUUCUGUCCAGUUAAAGGAUUUGUGGAAGAAAAUUUGCCAUCAUAACAGUGGGAUGGAAUUUCAGGAUCACCGCUAUUGGCUCAGGACACACCCCAAUUGCAUUGUGGGAAAGGAGCUUGUCAACUGGCUCAUCAGAAAUGGACACAUUACAACAAGAGCUCAAGCCAUCGCAAUAGGACAAGCACUAGUAGAUGGACGCUGGCUGGAUUGUGUCAGUCACCAUGAUCAGAUCUUUAGAGAUGAAUAUGCUCUGUAUAGACCAUUACAGAGCACUGAGUUCUCUGAAACUCCCUCUCCAGACAGUGAUUCGGUGAAUUCCGUAGAGGGACACUCUGAGCCAUCCUGGUUCAAAGACAUCAAGUUUGAUGACAGUGACACAGAACAGAUUGCUGACGAAGGGGAAGAUAAUUUGGCCAAUUCCGCCAGCCCUAGCAAGCGUACAUCAGUCAGCAGCUUCCAGUCCGCAAUGGACAGUGACUCAGCCGCUUCCAUCAGCCUGAACGUGGAGAUGGACAACGUGAACUUCCAUAUCAAGAAGCACUCCAAGUACCCACAUGUACCCCCUCACCCUGCUGACCAAAAAGAGUACUUGAUUCCUGACAAUGGAGGGCAACAGAUGAUCUCAAUAAGUGAUGCUUUCAUCAAAGUAGUGGCAGAAGCUGAUGACACUGAGAAAUCCAAAGAGCUGUUUUUCACACCUUUAGGCUGGCACCACAGCAAUCUGGAUCUGCUGAGGGAAGAGAAUGGAGAGAAACAAGCCAUGGAGAGGCUUCUUUCAGGUAAUCAUAACCAUAUGAUGGCACUACUUCAGCAGCUACUCAACAAUGAGUCUCUGUCGUUAUCCUGGAGGGAUAUCAUUGUGCCAGUGGUCUGCCAGGUAGUUCAAACUGUCCGACCUGAUGUCAAGAACAGAGAUGAUGAUAUGGAUAUCCGCCAGUUUGUCCACAUAAAAAAAAUCCCAGGUGGAAAGAAAUUUGACUCUGUGGUGGUGAAUGGCUUUGUUUGCACAAAGAAUGUUGCACACAAAAAGAUGAACACUUAUCUAAAAAAUCCCAAAAUUCUUCUCCUGAAGUGUUCCAUUGAGUACCUCUACCGAGAAGAAACAAAAUUCACCUGCAUAGACCCCAUUGUUCUUCAGGAAAGGGAGUUCUUGAAGAACUAUGUGCAGCGGAUAGUGGAUGUAAGGCCUACCCUGGUUCUGGUGGAGAAGACUGUAUCCCGAAUUGCCCAGGACAUGCUUCUGGAACAUGGCAUCACUCUAGUUAUCAAUGUCAAGCCACAAGUAUUAGACCGAGUAAGUCGGAUGACUCAGGGAGACUUGGUGAUGUCAAUGGAUCAAUUGUUGACCAAACCUCACUUGGGAACUUGUCACAAAUUUUACAUGCAAGUGUUCCAAUUACCAAACGAUCAAACAAAAACCUUAAUGUUUUUUGAAGGGUGCGCACCACACUUGGGCUGCACCAUCAAACUGCGUGGAGCUGCAGACUAUGAACUGACCCGAGUGAAAGAGAUCCUUAUCUUUAUGGUCUGUGUGGCUUAUCAUUCCCAGCUGGAAAUUUCUUUCCUUAUGGAUGAGUUUGCCAUGCCCCCUACUCUCACUAAAAACAGCUCUUUCCAGACACUGAUUGAAAGCCAAGGAGAUGAAAAUGAGCACCAAGACCUCUUUAAUGGUGAGGAGUUUAGCAUACUCCUCAAAGAUGUUGAUCUCUUCUCUGAAAAAAUGCCCAUGGUCUCUGAUUCUGUCUCCUCUGAUGAGGCUAGCACACUAGAACAAAGAACUUUGCUUGAAGAAGAUCAAGAUGAUGAUGUCCUGCGAGAGGGAUCCUCUUUAAAACUCCAAGAUCAUCUCAGAAUAGAGUAUUUACUGCCAGUACCAGAAUCCCAACUACCUUUCCAAAGUAUGGAGCAACAUCCACACACUCUAUAUAGUGAGCAUCUGGAGAUUCUGCAAGAGCCAGGUGACCUUCGGGAUUCUAAAAGCCAGAUGAGAGUCUUUAGAGACCCUCUACAGGAUGACACUGGAUUGUAUGUCACGGAGGAGGUGAUUUCCUCUGAGGAUCGUCUCAAGGCCUGCUCCUUAGCAUUUAAACAAGAGCUGAAAGAUGUUAUUCUCUGUAUCUCACCUGUGAUAACAUUUCAUGAACCUUUUCUUCUAACAGAGAUUGGCAUGAGGUGCCCUGUCCGGGACUACUUCCCAGAGCAGGUCUAUUUGUCUCCUCUCCUCAACAAAGAGUAUAAGGAGCUGGAAAGCAGAAGGAAGAAACAGCUGUUAAGGGAUCUCUCUGGAUUGCAAGGGAUAAAUGGAAGUAUCCAGGCAAAGGCCAUCCAGGUUUUGCCCGCCCAUGAGCUAGUUAACACUAGAAUUGCAGAACAUCUCAGUGAUAGCCAAAGCUUGGCCAGAAUGCUGUCAGAUUACCGGGCCAGAGGAGGAAGGAUACAACAGAAAAAUACAGAUCCCUUUGCCCAGUGUAAAGAUGCAUCUGGUGUUCCUGGAGGAAAAGUUGGAGGCAGAAAUGAAGAGGAUGAGAGUGGAUUGGUUCAGGAUGAAUCUAUAUGGUCUCAUAAGGUGGACUGUCUGAGUCCAAUAAACCAUCAGAGGCUCUGUGUUCUUUUCAGUAGCUCAUCUGCCCAGUCCAGCAACGCUCCAAGUGCCUGCGUUAGCCCAUGGAUUGUGACAAUGGAGUUCUAUGGAAAAAAUGAUCUCACUCUAGGAGUGUUUUUAGAACGGUAUUGUUUCAGGCCUUCCUACCAAUGCCCCAGCAUGUUUUGUGAAACACCGAUGGUGCACCACAUUCGUCGCUUUGUCCAUGGGCAAGGCUGUGUGCAGAUCAUACUGAAAGAGCUGGACUCCCCAGUUCCUGGAUACCAGCACACAAUCCUUACCUACUCCUGGUGUAGAUUGUGCAAACAGGUCACGCCAGUUGUCCCACUUUCCAAUGAUUCUUGGUCUAUGUCAUUUGCAAAAUAUCUUGAAUUGCGAUUCUAUGGGUAUCCGUACACACGAAGAGCCAAUGCAGAGCCUUGUGGUCAUUCUAUACACCAUGACUAUCAUCAGUAUUUUUCCUAUAAUCAGAUGGUGGCAUCUUUCAGUUAUUCUCCAAUCCGACUGCUAGAGGUGUGUGUUCCUCUCCCCAAAAUCUACAUCAAACGUCAAGCUCCAUUAAAAGUUACUAUUCUGCAGGAUCUGAAGGAUUUCUCUCAAAAGGUUUCACAUGUGUACCUUGCUGUUGAUGAUCGUCUCACCUCUUUGAAAACUGAUACUUUCAGCAAAACAAGGGAAGAGAAGAUGGAAGACCUUUUUGCACAAAAAGAGAUGGAAGAGGUAGAGUUCCGGAACUGGAUUGAGAAGAUCCAAGCAAGGAUGCUGUCUACUUCACAGGACACCCCUCAGCAGUUGCAGUCUCUCUUUGAGUCUCUGAUAAUCAAGAAACAGGGCCUCUGUGAGAUGCUGCAAGCCUGGAAUAAUAGAUUACAGGAUCUCUUCCAGCAGGAGAAGGGAAGAAAACGACCCUCAGUACCACCUAGUCCUGGAAGGCUGAGGCAAGGUGAAGAAAAUAAGAUCAGUGCAAUGGACGCCUCGCCCCGUAACGCUUCUCCAGCCCCACAGAAUGGAGAGAGAGAUGACCGUUUCUUGACAACCUUGUCAAGUCAGAGCUCCACAAGCUCUACCCAUCUCCAGCUUCCAACUCCUCCUGAAAUUGUGUCGGAACAGCUGACAGGAGGCCCUUCCUUUGCUAGUACACUCUCUGAACCAGACACCACCAGCAGCUCAGAAGAUGUAUGUGAUGGACACUUGUUGGGAUCUACGGACAGCCAGGUGAAGGAGAAAUCUACUAUGAAAGCUAUUUUGGCAAAUUUGUUGCCUGGAAACAACUAUAAUCCUAUUCCAUUCCCCUUUGACCCAGAUAAGCAUUACCUAAUGUAUGAGCACGAGCGGGUACCCAUUGCAGUCUGUGAAAAGGAGCCAAGCUCCAUCAUAGCUUUUGCACUCAGUUGCAAGGAAUACAGAAAUGCCUUAGAUGAGCUAUCCAAAGCAUCUCUGAAGAGUAGUACUGAAGAAGGACUUCCACCAAAUAGUAUGUCAGACAACAACCCAAAGAACAGCAGCCCAGUCCGAUUGCCUGAGACUAAUGUGGGACCGGCAAACCGCACAGCUGAAGCAGAACAGCAAAAAAAGGCUUCUGGUGUUCUAUCCUUCUUCCGUGGCACGGGAGGGAAGAGCCCUGAUCUGUCUGCCCAGAAGAAAGAGACUUUGCGUGGUGCAGAUAGUGCCUAUUACCAAGUUGGACAAAUGGGCAAGGAAGGUCCAGAGGGGCAAGGAGCAGAUACUCAAGAUGAAGCAGAUGGAGGAGAUGCACAAAAGAAACAGUUAGCAAAUCCCCAUGUGGAACUUCAGUUUUCAGAUGCUAAUGCCAAGUUCUACUGCCGAAUUUAUUAUGCUGGAGAGUUCCAUAAGAUGCGUGAUGUGAUCCUCAGGAGCAACGAGGAGGACUUCAUCCACUCCCUGUCUCACUCACUGCCAUGGCAGGCCCGUGGAGGCAAGUCAGGAGCUGCAUUCUAUGUGACAGAAGAUGACAGAUUCAUUUUGAAGCAGAUGCCUCGUCUGGAGGUCCAGUCCUUCCUUGACUUUGCCCCACAUUACUUCAUUUACAUCACUAAUGCUGUUCAGCAGAAGAAACCAACAGCACUGGCCAAAAUUCUUGGAGUGUAUCGGAUUGGAUACAAGAACUCUCAGAACAAUACUGAAAAGAAGCUGGAUCUUCUUGUCAUGGAAAACCUUUUCUAUGGCAGAAAAAUGUCUCAGGUGUUUGACCUGAAGGGCUCUCUGCGGAACAGAAAUGUGAAAACAGACACUGGGAAGGAAAGCUGCGAUAUUGUUCUGCUCGAUGAAAAUCUCUUGAAGAUGGUCCGGGACAACCCUUUGUAUAUCCGCUCCCACUGCAAGGCUGUGCUGAGGGCUUCCAUCCACAGCGAUUCCCACUUUCUUUCCAGCCACCUCAUCAUUGACUAUUCCCUGCUGGUUGGCCGCGAUGAUACUAGCAAUGAGCUAGUGGUUGGGAUCAUUGAUUACAUUCGCACAUUUACCUGGGACAAAAAGCUUGAAAUGGUGGUAAAGUCCACGGGUAUCCUGGGAGGACAAGGUAAAAUGCCAACUGUGGUCUCUCCAGAACUAUACCGGACCAGGUUUUGUGAAGCAAUGGACAAGUAUUUCCUGAUGGUGCCAGAUCAUUGGACAGGGCUUGGUCUGAAUUGCUGAGCUAAAGCACAGGUUGUGGGGCACCAGGAAGCGCUGUGAAGGAAAACAUUUCCUGAUAGAAGAGGACAUAAACCGUGGUAGGCAAAAGGAUCUCACAUCAGCAUCUGCAUAAGCCAUGUGCAUCACAAGUAUAAAAUCUGUAUCUUACCUGCACUUCAGUUACUGACAUGAGAGGAUUACAGCAAAGGCUGGCAGCUGUUAUUGAAGAAGAUUGAGAAUGGGGUGAUUUAUUAAUUCUGCUGUUAAGAGGCCAUCAUCCAAUACAGAUUUCUGUACACUGUCCCUCUUAUCACACCAUUGAAACCAGGUGUUGGCAUCAUUUUGCAGAGAAGCAGGUGAAUUCUGCAAGCAUAUCUUGUACAGUGGCUAAUGUAAGUUUGUUUGUAGAGGGGUGUAUGUGAUUUGCAUCAUUGUACAGUGUGAUAGUGCAAGGGACAUAGAAAGCUUUGGAAUAAGCAUCCUGUUCAUGGAAAAUCUAAAUCCAUACUCACUAAGAUCAUUACCACUGCAGUGCUCUGAAGCAGACCUUGUAAGAAUCAGAGUGAAUAACUUGUCCUGUUGUGCACUUCGCAAGUUCAGUUUUUACAGUCUUCUGUAAAAAAAAAACCCUUUGUUUUAGUCAGCAAUGACCAUUAUGCUAUCCUUUUAUUUGUACUGAACUUUUAUGUUCCUAAACAUAUGUUCUUUUAUGUUCCUAAAUUCAUUUCUGUGAAGUGCAAUUUGCUCUGCAUGUCAUAAUGUAGUUUUCAGCAGCCUCACAUAGAAAUGGAGCAAUCUUGAGUGAGUUCAGGACACUGCAAACAGUAGGAACAUAAACCAGACAUUCCCAAAGCCCCAGAAGCAGACUCUUAAUCCUUUCAUGAGGGACUUCUGUGGUAUAGGCACUACCUGGUCUUGCAUUAUGAAUCAUACUGCCUUACUGGUGCCACUAACAUCCCUUGAAGAGAAGUUCCAGUCACUUCAUUUCAUUCCCACAUAACUUUCACCAUCACAUUUCUUCAGAGUAAAAUGUCUUGCCAGCACACACUGUCUUCACAUUUGUAAGACAAGAUUCGACAUCUCGACAUCAGUAACAUUUAAUACCUAUAAGCCAGGUGGAAAAUACCAACAAUAUUUGCUUUUGCAGCACUGAAAUGAAUGUUCCAUUUUGUUGGUGCUCUUUGUGAAAACUGAAUUAGGAGGUGUUUUUUUGUGAGAUGUGUGGGGAUCUGUGAAUCAUAACUUGAAAAUAAGCACUUUUCAUUUUUAUCCAUUUUACUUGUUUUUUGUAGACGUGAUGAAAGUUUACUUACUUUAGCUUUAAUAUAAUAAAGGCCAGUAGAAUUGAGGGUUUGUAUGGAUGUCAGAGGCAAAUUCCAUUGUCCUUGAAACUUACUUUGUAGGACACAGCUAAAACUAAACAUCUGGAACAGCACAAGUAUUCAGACCCAUUAUCUGCUAUGAUCUGCUGUCACUAAUACUAGCUGCACUGAGUAACUGAUUUUUAACAGGUUGAUGGUCAUUCAUGAACCCAAGUGUGUGUGUUAGAAAGGAUGGGCAAAGCAAUUAAAAAUGUCAGCAGUGGUGACCUGACCAGGUUGUUCAAAUAAAAAUGCAGGUUGAUGCUGAGCUGCUGUGAAUUGAUAGAAUGCUGCUGUAGUGUUCAUGUCCUGUCAAGUAAAAAGCUCCAUUAGAUUCUUAUAUUUGGUUGACAUCCUGCAGAAAGAGAAAGGAGAGUAUCUAACUUGGAUUUAAGCUACAGAGGUCUCAUUCCCAUUGUUCAGAAUGCUUGUUUGUGUUUCUGGAUCCGCUACUCAUCCGCACUAGUUUACAGCUAGUGAUACUGUGAAAUUCUGAAGCUUACUUCAGAGUCACACUGUGGAUAGAUCUGGCUUUCAACUAAGGCUUGGUUUUUUGCCCAUUAUGACAAGCUGACUCUUGACAAGGUCAAGUGACUUACCCAGUAUCGUGGAACUGCAGUCUUAGUUAAAAGAAGUAACUCAACCAUGUUUUCAUUCCGUGUGGGUGGGUGGGUGAGGAAAGCAUUACUAUACAUCUUCCACACCAGAAAUAUCCCCUAACACCUAUAUGGUUGCGGAAGUCUAUAUUACAAGUUUCCAGGAAAGCUAAUUGAUACUUUAUUCUCUAGCCCAAGUGAUUUUUUUCCUCAGUUGUGUUACCAUGAAAUCUGAACGUGGGUAACAUUCAAGUUCUUCCCUCUGUUAGUCAUUAGACUCUGCAGUGCCCUUAUUUUGGGUACAAAGAAUAGUUGCUCUCUCUAAAGCGAUAUAUGUUUUCUCUCCAUGCUGCUACUUAAGGUUAUUAGUAACUGUUAAUUGUAAUUCUAACAUAACAGUGGAAAUUUCCCAAUAUUGGGAUCCACAGGAAAAAAGUAAAAUGUAGAAUUGACUUUAAAAAACAAAAAAGUGUGUACUUUGCCCAGAUGCUUUGCAGAAGUACUACUUGAAACCUGAAAAUGUCCCUUGUAUCCAGGGACAGAUCCUCAACAGGUACAAACUGGUAUGCUUCUGAAGUCAGUGGAGUUAUGCCAGUUGACAUCAGCUCAAGAUCUUCCUGUGACAUUUAGUGGUAGUGCUUAGGCAGUAAAUUACUGGUCCUGGGCUGACAGACUGAUAAAUAAUGCUGGCUUUGGAAAAUAAAUAACUGUGAACUUGAAGGUUUUGAGAUUUGAAGAAUUUGAUCUGAUUCAGUUGGGGCAAAGUUCAAGACGACAACACCUGCUGAAAGGCAUUGCAGCACUUAACUAUAUACUGUGCAACAGAAAGGUAGUGUAAAUCACAGUAAUGGGACUGGCAUCUCUUUACACAUGUUCUUCAUUAGAAGUAAGAAUUAGCCUAGUAUUUCCUACUACAAAACUGAGUUCCUCCAAAGGAAAGUCACCAGCAAUAUUUUUGUGGACAGAAGACAGUGUUUCACAUCUGAAAACUCCUAUGAGAGCUAACACUGGGCAGGUGAGAUGCUAGCCGCUGUAGCUGAGCUAGUGCAGGAUCCUUGAAGUAUUAAUAGAGGGAGAUUAUAACUCAUACAGUAUUAUGGCUCCAUUUAGUGCAAUGAUUUCUCAGUUUUGUAACACAGGUGUAUGUACAUAGACUAGUAAAUGAACUACAAUUGCAGUUAUUAAGCCCCGCUUUUAGAUGCUGCCUUAACAGUUGUAUCAGUCUAGGGAGUUCAGGCAAAUAUGUUACUUCUUGAAUUAGGUAAGAUUAACAAUUCUUGUGUUGCAGUAUCUGUAUGGCACAACUUCUUUUAAUGGCUUAGGGCUGGGUUCUGCCACCCUAAUGAACCCUGAGUAGGCUCAUUUGAGACAAACGGUUACGUGCUUAACGAGGUGCUCCUCGACAUGUCUGAAAGCAUAGCAGAAUGACACCCAGAGUUACCAGUGAUGAGACUGACCGUAUUCUAAAGCACUCAAUGUACCAUAAUGUGUAUAUAUUUCUAUUGUACCUUGAUUCCAGCUGUAUUUUAUAUUAUUCUGACAUGUUAAGAUAUUUAAAAGCAAUUGCCUUGACUAUUUGGAAAACUGAACUGUAUGUAGAUAGCAGUCCCAAUAAAGUAAUUAAAA